Messenger RNA from Helianthus annuus (common sunflower), 572 nucleotides. RefSeq names its product non-specific lipid-transfer protein 1. Gene Ontology annotation, molecular function: lipid binding. The coding region runs from base 53 to 424 and encodes 123 amino acids. Gene Ontology annotation, biological process: lipid transport. The transcript has 2 exons. Gene Ontology annotation, cellular component: membrane. NCBI's taxonomy places the organism in Eukaryota, Viridiplantae, Streptophyta, Magnoliopsida, Asterales, Asteraceae. The record is from RefSeq and is a predicted model, not a curated record.
CUCCCAACAUUAUCAAUUCUCAAUUUCUCUACAAACCAACUAGUGAGAAGCAAUGGCUAGAGCAGAACUCGUUGGUAAGGUGGCAGUAGUGGUGGCAGUGGUCUUCUACUGCCUAGUGGUGGUUGCACCAUAUGUGGUGGAAGGUGCACUUACAUGUGAGCAGGUGGUUAGUGACCUCGCGCCCUGUGGAACCUACCUAAUCAACGGAGGCACGGUAUCAACAGAUUGUUGUAACGGUGUUAAGUCACUAAAUGGUGCCGCUACUACCACGGAUGACCGUCAGACGGUUUGCAAAUGCACUGAACAAACCGCCACAACGCUCCCUGGAGUUAAAAUUGAAAAUGUUCGAAGCCUUCCUGGCAAAUGCGGCCUCAACAUUGAUUUUGACAUCAGUCUUGAUACCGAUUGCUCAAAGGUGCAUUGAGGAAAUGGAUAUCGGAUGCGGCUGAAGCAAGACAUACAACCCAUUAUCAAAAAGUAAAAUAAUAGUUGACUGAUCAUAAGGUUAUGGUUAAGUUACAAAUAAUGUAUGUAUGUGUUCAGCUUCUUUAAUGAAAAAAAGUUUUAUGAUC